AUGGCGCGCUUGGCAGUCUAUGGUGCCAUCAGCACCAUCCUUGCAGGCGGAGUCAUUGCCAGCGCAUUCGCACAGCGGAGCAAUUUCUAUGCAGCAUGCAUCUACCUCUACAGGUCCAACGCUUGCAUGAUGAUCAUAUUGAACCUCGGUCUGUUCUUAACCAUUAUUGCGGGCCAGUUGGUCCAAAUCAUCUUCUUUGGCAAUCUCAGAACGCUCGAAGUCGAGCAUCUGUAUGAGCGAGCAUGGUAUGCUGUGACGGAAACCUGCUUGGCGAUGACAAUCUUCAAGGACGAGUUUGAUACCCUAUUUGUGGUUAUGUUUACCGUACUUCUUUUCUUGAAAGUAUUCCAUUGGUUAUGCAUGGAUCGAGUCGACUCUAUGGAGCAAUCACCAGAGAUCCCAUUAUCGUUCCACGUCAGGAUGGUGACAAUGAUUACGAUGCUUGUAGGUCUCGAUAUCCUGCUUGUCCUCCACGCCGUCAACAUGGUCACCUUGAAGGGACCGAACAUGAUGAUCAUGUUUGGCUUUGAGUACACCUUACUUGCGACAAGUCUUCUGGCGUCGUUCGGAAAAUACGUACUGCACACGAUUGACAUGCGGAGCGAGGAGCCCUGGGAGAACAAAUCGAUGCUUCUUUUCUAUCUGGAUCUGGUCGCUGACUUUGUCAAGCUGGUGACCUACCUUCUCUUUUUCUCGGUCAUCUUGGUGUGCUACGGACUUCCAUUGCACAUCAUCCGGGACGUUUACAUGACAAUGCGCUCGUUCCUGCAAAAGUGCAAGGACUUGGUUCAGUACCGGAAGGCUACUAGGAACAUGAAUGAGCGCUACCCGGAUGCAUCACCUGCAGAGCUGGCUGCGCUUAGUGACCCUAUCUGUAUCAUUUGCCGCGAGGAAAUGGUUGGCAGCCAACCGCAUAUGGCACCAGCGUCAACGGCGGAAGCGGGAGGACAAGGAAACGCCAACGGCGCUCCAGCAGCCCAGGCGCGACCGGGUCCCACGCGCACAUCAGGAACAACCACCAAUGUGCCCAAAAAACUUCCAUGUGGGCACAUUUUUCAUUUUCAUUGUCUCAAGAGCUGGUUGGAGCGUCAGCAGAGCUGUCCCACAUGGUAA
Messenger RNA from Gamsiella multidivaricata, 1113 nucleotides. RefSeq lists its product as uncharacterized. Gene Ontology annotation, cellular component: cytoplasm. Bases 1 to 1113 code for a protein of 370 amino acids. The transcript is spliced from 5 exons. The record is from RefSeq and is a predicted model, not a curated record. NCBI's taxonomy places the organism in Eukaryota, Fungi, Mortierellomycota, Mortierellomycetes, Mortierellales, Mortierellaceae.